GACUCCAUUUCCUGCACAACACCACUUAUUCAAAACACUCCCAUACAAUGUCCGACGCAAACAAACGCCUGGCCUUCGCCAUCACUGAGUUCCUCGCGGACUCCAUCGCAAACGGGACUAUCAACAAGGACGACGCUGAGGGUAUCGAAGUCGCCAUACAAUGCAUAGGCGAGGCUUUUGGCGUAGACCCGUCCGAUGAGAAGCACAAGUCUCAGUUCUCUAUCAAGCCCGCCACUUUGCCAAAGAUCUUUGACGUGUUCCUGACGACACAGCAGAAGGCGGCCUCUUCUAACCAGGAGGCUGCUCCUGCUCCCGAGAAGGCUGCCCAUACUUCUGUUAACUCCGGACCUUCGGCGGACUCUAUCAAGGCGAAGGCUGAAGAUCUGAAGGCUGCUGGUAACAAGGAGAUGGCGAAUAAGCAGUAUGCUCAAGCCAUUAAGCUGUACUCGGAGGCCAUUGAGCUGAACGCUGAGAACCCCGUAUACUACGCCAACAGAGCCGCUGCAUACACACAAGCGACAAAGUACGAGCAGGCGGUUGCCGACGCAAAGAAGGCUGUGGAGAUUGACCCGACUUACGGCAAGGCUUUCAGCAGAUUAGGCCAAGCCUACUUCUGCCUCGGCAAAUACCAAGAAGCCAGCGACGCAUGCGAAAGCGGUCUUAAGCUUGAGCCCGGAAAUGCCGCACUCAAGUCAACAAAAGCGGCCGCGGAACAAAGGCUCAAUGAGGCCAGCGAGCCUGCAGCCAGCGCUCCCAGGGCUACUUCAGCAACACCCCGCUCGGGCGGUGGGGCUCCUGGAGCAGGCUUCUCCGGACUUGGAGGUCUUGGUGGACUCGAUUUGGGGUCGAUGAUGAGCAACCCCAACUUCAUGCAGAUGGCGCAAAGCAUGAUGAGCAACCCCGCCAUGAGCUCCAUGCUCCAAAACCCGGCCAUGAUGCAAAUGGCGCAGAGCAUGAUGAGCGACCCUGACGCGAUGCGCAACAUGAUGAACAACCCGGAGAUAGCGCGUAUGGCGCAGAGCAUGAUGGGUGGCCAGGGUGGUGCUGGAGGUGUUGAGGAGGCUCCUUGAGUUCGCUUUUUAAAUGUAGCAAGGUAGUUUCGACGAGUUUGUUCGUCAGGCAUGUGAACCGACUGUAAUAUCGUAGCAUGUAGACAUACUCGUAGGUUUAGAUCCGCCGAGAAUAUCAUAGGCAGUAAUCGUUCAUACAGUUCCAUGGAUGCUUUUGGUACUACA
Messenger RNA from Fimicolochytrium jonesii, 1235 nucleotides. RefSeq lists its product as uncharacterized. Bases 48 to 1070 code for a protein of 340 amino acids. The transcript is spliced from 7 exons. The record is from RefSeq and is a predicted model, not a curated record. Gene Ontology annotation, cellular component: TRC complex; membrane. Gene Ontology annotation, biological process: post-translational protein targeting to endoplasmic reticulum membrane. Lineage: Eukaryota; Fungi; Chytridiomycota; Chytridiomycetes; Spizellomycetales; Powellomycetaceae. Gene Ontology annotation, molecular function: protein binding; molecular adaptor activity.